AUGAUUCUUCAUGUGGCCCUUAUUUACAAAGAUAUUGAUAAAAGUUGCUAUAUAAAUGAUGGAAAAGUACUUAAUAAAGUCGAUGAUUCAUCACCAUAUCUUAGGAUAUCGGCUCAUUGCGAAAUAAUACAAUCAAAAUGCUUUUCUAACCUAAAAUCUUUACAAUCCUUUUCUUUUGAGGAUGAUCCUAAUUUAACAACUAUAAAAAGUUUUAGUUUUGAUGGAUGUGAAAAUCUUACUUGUAUUGAUCUAUCAUCCUGUAACAAAUUAACAACAAUUGAAAUUAAUGCCUUUUCUAAGUGUUAUAAUGUUACCGAAAUACUUUUACCAAGAGGACUUCGUGAAGUUCAUAAUUAUGCUUUUCAAUUGAAUAAGAUGAUAAUGAAUAUAAUAAUCCCUGCAUCUAUUGAAAUAAUUGGAAAAGGCGCAUUUAAUGGAUGUGUUCGACUAGAGAAUGUUAUUUUUGAAGAAGAUUCAAACUUAACAUCUUUAACUCCUGAUGUAUUUACAGAAACUAAUAUUACAUCAUUUCAAAUUCCAGAAAAAGUUACAGAAGUCAAUGGUUUUGCAUUUUCUGAUGCAAAAUUAACAAGCUUAACACUACAUACCAAAAACAAUAACUUGAUAAUUGAAAAUGGAUGUGUUUUUUCUGCAAAUAAAAGUAUUUUAUAUUUCAUCAUCAAGAAAUCAACUGAAAAUACUAUUCCAAUAUUUGUUUCAAUAUUAGGAAGUCAUUGCUUUUACAAAUCAUAUAUAAGAAAUAUUUAUCUUCAUAAUAAUAUUACAACUCUUGGACAAUCGUGUUUUGGAUUUACACGAUUUAAUGCAAUAACAAUUCCAAAUUCUGUAACAUCAAUAGAAAGUUCUUGCUUUGAAAAAUCAUAUUUAAACGCAGUUACCAUUCCUGAAAUUGUGAAGAGUUUUGGAAAUAGCAUAUUCUUAUUUUGUCCUUAUUUGAAAAACGUUACAAUUUUAUCGCAAAUAGAUGAGAUCCGGAAAUCCUUGUUUUAUGGAUGUGACAAACUUGAGCUCAUAAAUUUCCCUAAUUCACCAAUAAUUGUUAACUCAAUUCAUUUCAUUAAUGGUUCUCCAAAUGUAACCAUGUCAUUCACUUACAAAACAUUGUUUUCUUCUAGAGCAAUUAUGAAAAUAACAAAUAUUACAGUUUCAUAUCUAAACAAAUCAAAUCUCAUUAUAACAAGAGAUUCAUUAAUUAUGGAUUAUGAACAAACAAUUAUAUAUGAGUUUUGGGGAUUCAAAACCUCUCAAAUCACAAUUCCUGAUUCAACUUCAAAAAUCUGUGCAAGAGUCUUUGAAAAUUCAACAAUUGAGACAAUAAAAUUUGGAGAAAAUUCGCAACUUUCUAUUAUUGAGGAUUCGGAUUUUAGAAACUGUUCAAAAUUAAAAUCAAUCAACUUUCCUUCUACCACUGUAAUCACAAUUAUGAAUAAUGCAUUCGAAAGUUGCAUUAUCUUAGAGGAUAUAAGUAAUAUAUAUAAUAUUCCCGAUGACUGUUUUCAUGGAUGUACUAAAUUAAGGAAUGUUGAUAUUCGAGAAGAUUCAGAGAUGAUUGGAGUUCAAUCAUUUGAGAAUUGUUUUUCAUUAGAAAGUAUUAAUAUCCCAUCAUCAGUUAAAAUCAUUUCCGAUUAUGCAUUCAAUAACUGUAACAAACUCAAAUCAAUCAUUUUCACAACAACAAAUUCAUUACAGAAAAUGUCAAUCAACUCAAUUUCUAAUUGUGAGUCUCUUUCUAACAUCAGUAACUUUUCUUCAGAUCAAUACAAAUGUGUGUCUAAUACUCUAUACAACAAAACAGAUUCAAAAUAUUAUCUUAUUUAUCAUCUUUGUAAGUCUCUUGACUUAAAAAUAAAUAUUGACUGCCAUGUGAUCUGUAGCUAUUCAUUCAAUCAAAGUAUCAACAUCGAAACUAUAAGUAUCAUGUCUAAUAGUGUUUCAUUGAUUGAAAAAUUUUCAUUCAACAACUGUGAUAAUCUUAAAUACAUCAAUUUCCCUCUCUGUGUUGAAAGAGUUGAACCGUUUGCAUUCAAUGAAUGCAAGUCUAUUCGCUGUCCACUUAUUAUUGAAAACACAUCCAUUGAAUAUCUGAAAAUGAUUAAUGAGUCAGGAAUCCCUUUAGAUCUUACCAAAGGGUGCAAUAAUAAUUUUCGAUCCAACAAACAACAAUUGCCAAAAUUACUUUCUAGAUACAGAAAAAGAUAA
Trichomonas vaginalis G3 is the source of this 2220-nucleotide messenger RNA. Its product is annotated as antigen BSP-related family. Lineage: Eukaryota; Parabasalia; Trichomonadida; Trichomonadidae. Bases 1 to 2220 code for a protein of 739 amino acids. The transcript has a single exon. The record is from RefSeq and is a predicted model, not a curated record.